This is a messenger RNA of Pteronotus mesoamericanus, 1864 nucleotides long. RefSeq names its product SH3 domain binding kinase family member 2 (gene SBK2). Lineage: Eukaryota; Metazoa; Chordata; Mammalia; Chiroptera; Mormoopidae. The transcript has 4 exons. Gene Ontology annotation, molecular function: protein serine/threonine kinase activity; ATP binding. Bases 68 to 1117 code for a protein of 349 amino acids. The record is from RefSeq and is a predicted model, not a curated record. Gene Ontology annotation, biological process: peptidyl-serine phosphorylation; peptidyl-threonine phosphorylation.
UGGGCUCUACGCACUGGACACUGACCACAGCCGGCAGCCGAAGGGUCAGGCAAGCCUUGGAGAAGACAUGCAGAGCAAACGGCCAGAGGGGCGGCAGGCAGAGGAGGGGGCCGCCGAGAACGGAGCUGAGGAGGACCUGGGGGGCCUCACGGCGGAGGAGCUGCGGCAGGGCCAGGAGGCGGCGCUGGCCCUGGAGGACAUGCUGGCCCUGAGUGCCCAGACCCUGGUCCGAGCCGAGGUGGACGAGCUGUACCAGCAAGUGCGUCCCCUGGGCCGGGGCCGCUUCGGCCAGGUCCUGCUGGUCACCCACCGUCAGAAAGGUACUCCCAUGGCGCUGAAGCAGCUCCCGAAGGCCUCCACGUCCCUCCGCGGCUUCCUGUACGAGUUCUGUGUGGGCCUCUCGCUGGGCGCGCACCCGGCCGUGGUGGCGGCCUACGGCAUCGCCAUCGAGUCCGCCGACUCCUACAGCUUCCUGACGGAGCCCGUCCUGCACGGGGACCUCAUCGCCCUCAUCCAGCCCAAGGUGGGCCUCCCGCAGCCGGCAGCCCAGCGCUGCGCGGCCCAGCUGGCCUCGGCCCUGGCGUACAUUCACUCCCACGGCCUGGUGUACCGGGACAUCAAGCCCGAGAACGUGCUGGUGUGCGACCCCGAGUGCCAGCGGGUGAAGCUCGCCGACUUCGGCCACACGCGGCCCCGCGGCACCCUGCUCCGCCUGACCGGGCCGCCCAUCCCCUACACGGCCCCGGAGCUCUGCGCGCCCCCGCCGCUCCCCGAGGGCCUGCCCAUCCAGCCCGCCCUGGACGCCUGGGCGCUGGGGGUCCUGCUCUUCUGCCUCCUCACCGGCUACUUCCCCUGGGACCAGCCCCUGGCCGAGGCCGACCCCUUCUACGAGGACUUCCUCAUCUGGCAGGCCUCGGGCCAGCCCGAGGACCGGCCCCAGCCCUGGGCCGGCCUGACGCCCGUGGCCGACACCCUCCUGUGGGGGCUGCUGGAUCCCCACCCCCGCAAGAGGAGCCCUGUGAGCUCCGUCCACGGCUACCUGGGCCGGCCCUGGAGGCAGCGGGAGGGGGAGGCGGAAGAGGUGGCUGAGGAGGUCGACGAGGAGGAUGGGGCAUGAGAAGGCUGGGGCGGCCUGCACCCCCGCUUGCCUGGGAGGCUCGGACAGGAGACUGGGCCCCACAUCCUGAGGUCUCCAGGGUGUUCACGUGGUGGCUUUUGGCUUCUCUCCUGCCUGUGUCAUUGCUUCCCUCUCUCUGUCUCCCUGUCUCCGUGCCUGGGCCUGUGGGGUCUCUGGAGUCCCCAUACAUCUACGCCCACCUGUGUCUCUCUGCCCCAGGGCCUUGGCACUUGCCGCCUCCUUAGCCUGCAGUGCCCUUGGCUCAUGCCCUCACCUCCUGCAAACCUGAAAUGCUUGCUCCGCAGGCUUCCUGGGCCCCCCAACCCUGGGUGGCCCUACAGGGGCCCCAAUGCGGAGCUGCUGCUCCCGCCGUCUCCCCAGUGACGCUCGGUCCCCUCGCGCUGCAGGAUGUACUUGUGGGGUUACCCCGCGUCCUGCUGGAGUGGGAGCUCCUGGACAGUGGGAUCCCGGCCUGUCCUGUUCUCUGAUGUGACCCACCCGGGCCGCCUUGGCCGUGGGUGGAGGGGGGCAGCAAAGGCUUGUUAGGUAAACAGACCCCGUGGCUUUGCAGCACCGUGCCCUCCCUUGUCUCUGUCUCCUCUCCCUGGGGCUACCCUUGCGCCCUAGCUCUUCCCUUCCCCCCGACGCUGGGCGACGCCCUCUAGGUAAGGGCCUUUCUCCUCUAAGCCCAGCCACACUCUGCAAAUAAAGCCCAUCUGGCACCGAGACCUCCUCACACCUGCUGGU